This is a messenger RNA of Mollisia scopiformis, 1314 nucleotides long. RefSeq names its product arginine-tRNA-protein transferase-like protein 1. The transcript is spliced from 3 exons. The coding region runs from base 1 to 1314 and encodes 437 amino acids. Gene Ontology annotation, biological process: protein arginylation. The record is from RefSeq and is a predicted model, not a curated record. Gene Ontology annotation, cellular component: cytoplasm. Gene Ontology annotation, molecular function: arginyl-tRNA--protein transferase activity. NCBI's taxonomy places the organism in Eukaryota, Fungi, Ascomycota, Leotiomycetes, Helotiales, Mollisiaceae.
AUGAGGCCACUCGGACCUGGAUCCGGCUACGACAACAAUCGAUGUGGCUAUUGCCACAGUAGAUCAGGAAGCUUUUCAUAUUACGCAAAAACAACUUCAUUGACACCCGACUUCUAUCAAUCUCUGCUCAACCGCGGAUGGAGACGGUCCGGCAGUCUUCUCUACAAGCCUGACCUGCGAGCAUCAUGCUGUCCUCAGUACACCCUCCGGCUUGACUCAAAUUCCUUCCAUGCAUCUAAAGAUCAGCGGCAGACUUUGAACCGGUUUACAAAGUUUCUCCUUGGAGAUGCCUACAUCAAGGAUGCCGCAAAGCUUUACCCUCGGUCACGCGAGCAUGCCAAGAAGCGGGACACUGAAUUUGACUUGGUAGAACGAGUUCAUGAAGGCGAAAAAGAGUAUCUGAAGUCUCCACCAGAGCCUGCCCAUGCUCUUGUGGUCACAUUGGAGCCUGACACAUACACGGAUGAGAAGUACCAGCUCUUCGAGAAUUACCAACGACUUGUUCACCAUGAACCUCCAUCCCGAAUAAGCAAGAGUGGCUUCAAGAGUUUUAUCUGCUCCUCGCCACUGCCUCGAAGCAAGGUCAUGAUCAAUAAUCAUGAACGAAGUUUAGGCUCAUACCACCAAUGCUACCGCAUCGACGGCAAGCUGAUUGCCAUUGGGGUCCUCGACCUUCUUCCUCAAUGCGUCAGCGCGGUAUACUUCAUGUACCAUGAAUCGGUCCACCAGCACGGCUUCGGUAAACUAGGCGGACUAAGAGAAAUCGCCAUGGCGAAAGAGGAGGGAUACAAGUGGUGGUACGCAGGCUUCUACAUCCACAACUGCGUCAAGAUGAAAUACAAAGGCGACUACACCCCUCAGCAUAUCCUAGAUCCCGAAUCCUACAACUGGAACAUCCUCGAUGCGGACGUCAAGAAGAAGCUAGACAAAACUAAGUAUCUAAGCCUGUCACACGAGGACGCCUCACUCUUGCCCUCUUCCGAGACAGAACAGGCUACAACCUCGUCUGACUCACCCACUGAUCCCAUGGUCGACGAAGAUGACGAAGACGAAGACCAGUCCGUUCCUCAGCCUGACAUCCCACUCUUCUCUCGUGGGAUGCCCGGAGUCAUGACUAAAGAGCAGAUACUGGCGGAAGUGGAUCUUGAUCACAUCAAGCUGCGCGUUAGGGGAACAGAUGCAGAGGCUUGUGAUCUGGUCGGGUGGGAGGAGAGUGAGUUAGAGAGCACGUACUCUAUCAAGGGCAGUAUAGCUGAAUUGGCGGCGGCGGUUGGGCCUGAAUGUGCGAGGGAGAUGGUUGUUUCUCUUAACUGA